Messenger RNA from Nicotiana tabacum (common tobacco), 3118 nucleotides. RefSeq names its product protein ALTERED SEED GERMINATION 2-like. Gene Ontology annotation, molecular function: protein binding. Gene Ontology annotation, cellular component: cytoplasm; Cul4-RING E3 ubiquitin ligase complex. The record is from RefSeq and is a predicted model, not a curated record. Gene Ontology annotation, biological process: negative regulation of fatty acid biosynthetic process. NCBI's taxonomy places the organism in Eukaryota, Viridiplantae, Streptophyta, Magnoliopsida, Solanales, Solanaceae.
CAUAUGAAUAAAGGGAAACUUGAACGCCAAGUAGUUUUCCGAGUCCUGAUUAAGAACCUAUUUAUCAGAUCAAUGAAUUUCGGCAUAAGGAAUUAAUUUUUUGUGAAUGGAUGCAAGUGGAAAUUCACAUUCUAUUUCAUUAGCAACAUAAAAACAUAUGACAAGAUCAAAAAUGGUUCGUGGCUGAGACGUGGAGCUAAACGACGCCGUAUGACAACAACCGACUCUUCAUUUCUCUUCUGUUCCUUUCGGUUCGUGUUCAAUACUACUGGUUUCUGAUGAUCGCCAGUAGAUACAUACACUCGUCAUUCCCACCUUCUCCGAAUUCACCAACCUAGGGUUUUCGAACUCUCUGGAUUCUUCCGUGCAAUUUCUAGAAGUUUCGUCAAAUGGAAUCACUCUGUUUCCACGACGGCAACAUCACUGACUUGAUCAACAAACGAUCCCUCCACGUUCGCCAUGAUUCAGGUCAUGGAUUGCAGAUGCACUCCUCUUUGGUGGAAAGAAUGGCCUUAGAAAGAGAAUUGGAGGGGCAUCAGGGUUGUGUGAAUGCGAUAGCUUGGAACUCAAAAGGCUCUCUUUUGAUAUCUGGAUCAGAUGAUACAAGAAUGAAUAUAUGGAAUUAUUCAAGCCGCAAACUUUUGCAUUCCAUUGAGACCGGUCACACUGCCAACAUAUUCUGCACGAAGUUUGUUCCAGAAACUUCAGAUGAGCUAGUCGUUUCUGGAGCAGGAGAUGCUGAAGUUCGUCUUUUUCAUUUGUCUCAUCUAAAGGGAAGAGGUGCUGAAGACAGUGCUUUGACUCCAUCCGUUCUAUUUCAGUGUCAUACCAGGAGGGUUAAAAAAAUAGCUGUUGAAGUUGGGAAUCCUCAUGUAGUAUGGAGUGCUAGUGAAGAUGGGACAGUGAGGCAGCAUGACUUACGGGAGGGUGCGUCUUGUCCCCCAGCUGGUUCUUCUCGUCAAGAAUGCCGUAAUAUACUUCUUGACUUACGCUGUGGAGCUAAGAAAUCAUUAACUGAUCCUCCGAAACAGUUGUUUGCUCUGAAGUCGUGUGAUAUUAGCUCCACAAGGCCUCAUUUGCUCCUCGUUGGUGGAAGUGAUGCUUUUGCUCGGUUGUAUGAUAGGAGAAUGCUGCCUCCAUUAUCCUCGAGUCAAAAAAAGCUGCCACCUCCACCUUGUGUCAGCUACUUCUGCCCAAUGCAUCUUUCUGAUCGUGGACGUUCCAGCUUUCAUCUGACUCAUGUCGCAUUUAGUCCUAACGGAGAGGAGGUUUUGCUUAGCUACAGUGGAGAACAUGUAUACUUGAUGGAUGUGAAUCCUGCACAUGGAGGUUCUAUGCCGUAUACUUCAGGAGAUGUAUCAAACCUGAUGAAUUUUGCUCCCUUGCUCAAUGGAAUCGAAUUGCAAUCAUCAGUUAGUGGAAUCUUUGUAAACGGUUCUUCAUCGAAAAGAAUUCCAGCUACCAAGCUAGAAAAGUGCAAAAAAUUGAUUCAGAUGGCAAUGAAGUCUUUGAAAGAAGAUUCCAACUUUUAUUAUGGGAUAGAAGCUUGUAAUGAAGUCUUGGACGGUUGCAGGGAUGACAUUGGUCCCCUUCUAACCUUCGAAUGUUUAUGCACUCGUGCAGCAAUAUUGCUCAAGAGGAAGUGGAAAAAUGAUGCACAUAUGGCUAUAAGAGAUUGUCAUAGAGCUAGAAAGCUCAAUUCAUCUUCCUUUAGGCCUCUUCUUUUGAUCGCUGAUGCUCUUUCACAGUUGGGUAAGCAUAAAGAAGCAUUGGAGUUCGCUAUUGGCGCUCAAUCCUCGGCUCCAUCUGAUUCUGAAGUUGCCCUAAAGGUGGAGAGUAUAAAAGAUAAUAUCGCUGCAGCUGAAGCAGACAAAGCAAAUAAGGCAAAUGGAGGAGAAUCUAGGUCAGAUCCUCGGGCAGGAAGAGUAUUAUCUCUAAGUGACAUACUUUAUCGUUCAGACGCAAACAGUGAUGCAUCGCAAGAUGGUCCCAGGUCUGAAAGAGAUGAUUCUGAUGAUGACGAGGAGUUAGAAUUGGCUUUUGAAACAUCAAUAUCUGGUGAUGAAGGACGGGAUGUUGAUCCCGAUGUCCUCCAUGGAAGUUUGAACUUAAGAAUUCAUAGGAGAGGUGAUUCCACUGGGGAGACUGGACGAGCAAAUGGUGCUAGUGGUUCGCCAACCUCGAGUCAAAAAGAGAAAGCAGCUUACAAGCCUGAAGCAGUGAUAGAUAUGAAGCAAAGAUAUGUUGGUCAUUGCAACGUAGGCACUGAUAUAAAACAGGCGAGCUUUCUUGGAGAACGAGGUGAAUAUAUUGCUUGUGGAAGUGAUGAUGGAAGAUGGUUUAUUUGGGAGAAACAAACUGGUAGAUUGAUAAAAAUGCUUCAUGGAGAUGAAGCUGUUGUAAAUUGUGUACAGUGCCACCCAUAUGAUUGUGUUGUGGCUACCAGUGGAAUUGAUAGCACCAUUAAGAUUUGGACUCCGAGUGCGUCUGUCCCUUCCCUUGUGGCUGGUGGAGCUGCAGGACCAGAGACUUCCAAUGUGUUAGAUGCAAUGGAAAGCAAUCAACGCAGAUUGUGCCGCACGCGUGAAGCUGUCUUGCCUUUUGAAUUUUUGGAGAGAUUUAGGAUGCACGAGUUUACAGAAGGCAGCUUACAUCCAUUCGAAUGCACGCAAAGCUGAGAAGGUUAAGCUGAUUUUCUUAAAUACUGAUGGUGGAUAUGAAGUUUAUCCGUUGGACAUGCUGGCAUGGGAAGGAAGAGAGUGGAAUGUAUAGUUAACCAAGUCGAUUGAAAAUUUUGGCUCCCAAACCAGCUGAAGUUUGAUCCAAUUGUAAUUCAUAUUUCUGUGCAGUCUUUCCUGGUGACGUGUUUCACUGUAUUAUAUUUUAAUUCUUCUCAGCUGUCCUCUCUUCCUAUGAGGUCUCUGUAAAUAUAUAUCUCGGUCUUUUAUCUUACAUAGUAAUACAUUCAAGUUAAACAUGGUCUAUCCUCAUUGUAUUUGAUUGAUAGUUCAGAGGCUUAGAUUAGCAAUAGCAGAGUGCCGUUGGCUUCAACUUUUAAUGUGUGAGAAUGUCAGCUAAUAGUGUGUUUACUGUGGCAGAAAAUCAUAUCCUUGGUGAA